CGAUAUCCCAAAUAAUCAACAGGGCUAUAGCGUCGACUGUCAUGCGAUGCAACCUGAUCAAGGACAUUCAAGAUCUCCGUUCUCAGCCCAGGAAAUGCCAAGGGGCAUGCAGUGGAUCUCUACAAGUUCAACUCUUAUUAUUACAGGAAACGCAUGGAACGUGUCAAUGGAAGCGGCGGGCCUUCGGGAAACAGGCCGAACCGUGCUAACUGGCUAUCCUUUUUAGGAUUAGCGCAUGCGCUACACGGUCACGAGGGUUGGCUCCUCCGGCGGCCUGCAGGCGCCAGGCACGCAGCCCUUUCCCCCGGCGGGCUACUUCUUCCCGCCCUCGUCCCCCUCCAAACUCUCCGUUGUUUUUUCCCUUCGCCAGGGUUCCCAUCCGACUCUGCCUUUCCAUCGAGCGAGCUUUUCGCUGCAUUUUGGCCGCCACUACCGGUAUUUGGUGUCCUGUCUCACGGCCGGCGCCAAACGGUGCGUAGGCUUUGGCCCCCCGCGUUUCCUUUUACCUUGUCCCUUUCUUUUGUGCUGCGUUGUCUCAAAAAUCCUACUUUUUAAUACUUCGCUGCCACUGCCGGUGCUACGAACUCGAGCUUCAACAACGCCAUUGACUUGCCUUGUUGCCACUCGCGAUAUCAGCGUCACUGGUUUUUGCGACUCCUUUUGGAUCUUUGCAAAAUUCGCCCAAGAUACCCCCUUUGUUGCAAUCCAAUCCGUUCAUACUACUGGCACACAGUUCGGUCGGGUCGCCCGUUGGUCAUCGAUUGCCCAGUAUUGGCUGCCACCCCUGUGUACUCAAUCAAUUAAAGCAUAGAAGAAAAAUUCGAAGAGACGGGAAUUACAAAAAGACAAGAGAAAAAAGAGCAAAAGAAGUUCCCAUUUGGAAAAAAAUUAAAAAAGAAAAAAGAAAGCAAUUGCUGGAUCCGCCUUGACGGCCAUUCAUUCCUUCCGACAUCUUUGUCCGGUUUCAUUUCCUUAUUUUCUUUUUCUUGGUUAUACCAGAAGAGGAGGUCUUCAGGAGAUCUUUUCUUAUUACUAUUAUUCCUUGACACCUUUUUUAUACCCUCGUCGCUAGUCGUCGCAUGUUUUCUUUAUAGUAACCGCGAUGCUUAUUGAUGGCGAGAAGUGGGCUUGUGAAGCUUGCGUCCGGGGUCACCGUGUCAGCAGCUGUCACCACAGUGACCGCCCUUUGACCCAUAUCAACAAGAAAGGCCGCCCAGUCUCCCAAUGCCCUCACUGUCGCGGCCUACGCAAGUCACGGACAACCCACGUAAGGUGCGGAUGCGGUGACAUGAAGAAAAACGGCCGGAGGCAUGAUCUUGAUGCCAAUGCCGUUGGUAAACGAAAUUCAAAGCAAUCCCAUCAAUGUUGUGGCUGCUCUCAUGGUCAGCGCUGCAGCUGUGCACUGAAAAAGGAACAUCACCCGGGUCCUGUCCCAACGACAGGCUUGCCGUCCUCCCAGCCUCCCGUCCUGUCCGAGUCGAAGACACCCUACCUCCUAACAACGACUAAGUCGCAGGGUACACUGACUCAAUUCCGGGAUGGUCAUCACAAGCCUGCCCAUAAACACAAUGAUAUGGCCCACAAAUGUGGACAGCCCUACACGAUACCACGUUCCCAUACCUUCCAUUCGACCUCUGACGUGGCCCGUCGGUCUGUGGAGCGUCUUCCCUCGAGUCAGACCUUGAUGGGGGAGAGUCUGUCCCAACGUGUGGAGCGUCUUAACAGUGUGGCGCAGCGCCUGGUUAGAUCGGAACAUGGCUCACCUGAAAGUGUCCCCCUUACGGCUUUGAAUGAUACGACAAUGCCCGUACCGCCCCUCGAACUCGCUUCUUAUGUCGACAGCUUUCCCGCUACUUCUCCCUCUCAGCCCUUGGAGCCGUCGAGUGAUUGCUCUCCGCAGCACGCGUCGGUUCCUACUUCCUUGGAUACACUGGAUACUGUUCCUAGUGAACAGAUUGUCACAUCCGUUCCUCCGCUGGACGUCUCCCUUUCCUCUUUCCCUACUUCAAACCCCUCACCGACCGCUUGUCCUUUCCGUGAAGCCCCUUACCAGGAUCACUAUUUUGCAUCUCCUGAUACCGACUUCUCAUUGAGUUCUGCUGCUUUCAAUGCUCCACCGGUUGACUGGUCGAGCUUCCCCUUCUACUCAGCCGAUAUGACUGCUGCGACCAGCACCCAGGCUCCCUCCUACGCCAGUCUUGACUACGGUUCCGCCACCCAUGGAUUGCCCGCACCAUCGUCAUCUGGUGACCUCUCUGAGCUUGAGGAUAUGGGACCCUUCCCGCAUGAUUUUAGCAGUGGGAACGAAGGAUCAGAUUUUGACCAUUUCCGCUUCAGCUCCGCAUCUGUGGGACUGCCUCAGACGCAACUCCUGGCGUCAAGUAAUCUGGAAUCGAUCAGUCUUGAUGACUUCCUUAAGUCUGCCAAUGCGUCGACGGCGGCAUUGGAACAGCAGCUGCAGGCUAAUAUGGGCAUGGAGCAGAAGUCUCUGCCCACGCAAAGUCCAUAUGCUGUCAGCAUCCCGAUACCGAUGGCCACAUCUCCAACUGACCCGGUCUGGUCUACUGCCUUGUUCGACUCUGUCCCCACGUCGGGUGAGGAAAAUUUCCUUCCCCAGACAUGGAUAUAGUGACCGGGUCAGGUGAAAGAAGUGGGUUCCUGGCCUGCAAUCUCUGCGCGGCGCGUUACCAGGAUGUGCCAUCAAGUUCUGGUGACGAGUGCAUGUCUUCAUGACUUUGAUGAGAGAUGACGACAAUUCCAUGUUCAAUUAGCCAGCAGUAGUAGGUUCGGAAUGCUUCAUACCGCUAUUUGUGGAGGGGUUGCCAAUUCUUUGUAUAUAUAUGCCGCCUUGUAUACCCCGUGCCUACGCGCGAACCAUCACGCUGCCCGCUGGGAGAAAACGUGUAUACAGUGAUUUUCAUAUUGCUACUUGCUUUCACUUCUUUCUCUCUUUCUCUCAAUAUCUUCUUUCUCUCUCUCUCUCUUAAUAUCUUCUGGGGUCUAUGACCCCAUCACACUCUCUUGCCGUUCCUUUUCUACUGCUUUCAGUACUGUUAUUUUGAUGAGCCGAGCAUUCAUUCUCUCAGUACCCGGGAUUUACCCUCAAGUCUCUUGUCAGCACUUGUUUUUGUAGAUAGUUAAUGUAUAUAUAGUGUUGGAUGAGAAAAGCAGUGAUCUUGGCCAGCUGACAUGAAGCGCUCGUCAGCCUUCACAUGUCGGUGGUAUUGCAGACGGCUACCUAGGCUAAGUUCUGGCGGUGAACACUAUUUCAUAGCGCAAACUUUAAUCGAUGCAGGUGAAUAACCGGGAUUUCUCUAACGGGAAGUAGUCGGAAAUAUUAGUCGUAUCCACCGUACACUUGUGUCAGAUAAAUACCUGGGGUACUGUAUUUUACGGUAAGGGUACAUUCUAUUUCAUGUGGCUAGUACAGUAAUAGUAAUAAUAAAGAAA
Molecule: messenger RNA, 3450 nt
Organism: Monascus purpureus
Lineage: Eukaryota; Fungi; Ascomycota; Eurotiomycetes; Eurotiales; Aspergillaceae
Source: the annotation of a GenBank genome assembly